Nymphalis io (European peacock) is the source of this 716-nucleotide messenger RNA. RefSeq lists its product as uncharacterized. Bases 42 to 590 code for a protein of 182 amino acids. NCBI's taxonomy places the organism in Eukaryota, Metazoa, Arthropoda, Insecta, Lepidoptera, Nymphalidae. The record is from RefSeq and is a predicted model, not a curated record. The transcript is spliced from 3 exons.
UAAGCAAAGCUAUAAAUUUCGCAGCUGGAGAGCAUUACAAAAUGAUAUUUGCUGUCAUAGCAUAUUUACAACUUCACAAUUUAGUGUCUGCAUAUUACAAUUCCAAUUCAGUUAAAUCUUUGGAAAAUAAAACAAGGCAGGAGAAAAACAUAUCUGACGAUGAACUCGUUGUGAACCUACAUACCUUCAUCAAUGAUUACGGCUUAAGAAGGCGUGGACAAGUGAAACAGAGUCUCAGGAACCCCGAUAGGUUUUAUCCACCCUCUGAAAGGAAAUUAAAACUCAAAAUCAUAGAUUUGAUGAAACAGUCGUUAUACGAUACGCAGAAUGGUUUCAGCACUUUGGACCCAGUUCUGGAAAAGUACAAAAACGAUCCCGCGUUAAGGAUUGCGUUUAUAUUUGACAGGUUGGACCAGCUCAUUAUUGAUAACAGACGCGUGUACACGCUCGCUCUCAAGUGGCGCUGGAAGAAGCGAGUGUACGAACAAAUUAUAUGGUACACACACUGCGUGCGUAAGUUCGUCGAUGUGUUGUACGUAGUGGAGCUUUUAAUUGAUACUCAUGCUAAAUAUUUAGAGUUGAUAUCAUAAAGGAAAGGCACCUAUUGUGCUAACAACACUAUUCUAGAAUUAGAAGAAGCAUUCAUAGUUAUAUAAAAGAGUUCUCUGUUUAAGAGCUCAUAAAGCGCUGCUUAACGAUAUUAAACAAUUUGAACC